AUGGGUAUUUUGGGUUUAUCGAAAUUAAUUGCGGAUAUAGCUCCUCAAGCUGUAAAAGAAAUGGAAAUCAAAAACUUCUUCGGGCGAAAAGUUGCCAUUGAUGCUUCAAUGAGUUUAUAUCAGUUUUUGAUAGCAGUUAGAAGCGAAGGUGCCCAACUAACUUCAAUCGAUGGCGAGACCACAUCCCACUUAAUGGGUACAUUUUACCGCACUAUUAGACUGGUAGAGAAUGGAAUUAAGCCUGUGUAUGUUUUUGACGGAAAGCCUCCAGACAUGAAGUCUCAUCAAUUAAAUAAACGUGCUGAACGCAGAGAGGAGGCUGAAAAAGAACUGCAGAAGGCUACUGAUGCAGGUGAUCAAGCUUCAAUAGAGAAAUUCAAUCGGCGUCUGGUUAAGGUGACCAAACAACAUGGCGAGGAAGCGAGGGAGCUGCUUAAAUUGAUGGGCAUACCUGUUGUGGAGGCACCAUGCGAGGCAGAAGCACAAUGUGCUGCUCUAGUUAAAGCUGGAAAGGUGUACGCUACUGCGACUGAAGAUAUGGAUGCCCUCACCUUUGGAGCUAAUGUACUCCUGAGACAUUUAACAUUCUCUGAGGCUCGAAAGGUGCCCGUGCAGGAGUUCCACCUGGAUCAGGUGCUCAAAGGGCUUGAGCUGAACCACAAUGAGUUUAUAGAUCUAUGCAUUCUCCUGGGCUGUGACUACUGCGGCUCCAUCCGCGGUAUCGGACCGAAGCGAGCCAUUGAACUGAUAAGGCAACACCGCUCAAUAGAAGAAGUGCUCCAUAAUAUUGAUACAAAUAAGUACCAGCCUCCAGAAAACUGGGACUUUGAGAAUGCCAGAAGAUUGUUCCUUGAACCUGAGAUUACGGAUCCCAAAGAUAUUGAGAUGAAAUGGACGGACCCCGAUGAGGAGGGCCUCGUGAAAUAUCUGUGCGGCGACAAACAGUUCAACGAAGAUCGCAUCCGCAACGGCGCCAAGAAAUUGAUGAAAGCGCGUACUGGCACUACACAAGGCAGACUCGACGGCUUCUUUAAGGUAUUGUCCACCACACCGAACCCAAAGAGGAAGGCGGAAGAAGAGAAAAAGAACGCGGCUAAUAAAAAGGCUAAGACUGGCGGUGGCAGAGGAAGAAAGCCUAAG
Molecule: messenger RNA, 1140 nt
Organism: Iphiclides podalirius (scarce swallowtail)
Lineage: Eukaryota; Metazoa; Arthropoda; Insecta; Lepidoptera; Papilionidae
Source: the annotation of a GenBank genome assembly